Haliaeetus leucocephalus (bald eagle) is the source of this 958-nucleotide messenger RNA. RefSeq names its product COMM domain containing 2 (gene COMMD2). Lineage: Eukaryota; Metazoa; Chordata; Aves; Accipitriformes; Accipitridae. The coding region runs from base 1 to 873 and encodes 290 amino acids. The record is from RefSeq and is a predicted model, not a curated record. The transcript has 5 exons.
AUGACAGAAAACUUGGCGAGGGGCGCCCCGGGGAGGGGGCGGCGGCCUCGGGGGGGGCCUCUCUCCGCCGCCAGCAGCCGGAUGGGUGCUCGGCUGUUAUUUGCUGCUGCGAGAUCGGGUCGCUGGUCGGGUAAGAGAAUUACCGGGAAGCAAAGGUCGCCAAAAUCCGGAUUUCGGCGCAGGUGUGUGAAACAGAAGAACGGUUCCACCGCAGUAACGAAGACCUCGGGGGGACCUCGUCGUUCUGGCCGCUGCCCGUUUGCGUGCUGGGCAGCCGGCAGCGCUCCCGCCGCGCCCGCGCCCUCUCUCUGCCGCGGCUCCCCAGGCUGGUUCCGUCCGCCUUCCCCUCACGACAGCGCCUUCUCCGCCGCGCUGCGCGCCGCCGGCUCCGCGCAGCCCGGGCACGGGUCUCGGCUCGGAAAACUUAACGUUGGUGCGGACACCAUUCAGCGUGGGGUGGAAGGACUAACCUACCUUCUUACGGAAAGCUCCAAGCUUAUGAUUUCUGAGAUAGACUUCCAAGAUUCCAUUCAUGUUCUGGGAUUCUCAGAUGAAUUGAACAAAUUACUGCUCCAGUUAUACCUCGAUAACAGGAAGGAGAUAAGAAGCAUUCUCAGCGAGCUGGCACCAAAGCUUCCCAGCUACCACAAUCUUGAAUGGAGACUGGAUGUGCAGCUUGCAAGCAGAAGCCUGAGACAACAGAUUAAGCCUGCUGUGACUAUGAAGCUACAUCUUAAUCAGAACGAAGAUCAAAUUGCCCAGGUGUUGCAAACCGACCCUUCCACCCUCCUCCACCUAAUUCAGCAACUGGAACAAGCAUUGGGGGAAAUGAAAACAAACCAUUGCAGGAGGAUAGCGCGCAACAUGAAAUAGUAUUGAUUCGUGGCUGUUGUCUUACUAAGCAGUUUGUGAAACAACUAAAAACAAUGUUCACAAAUACACUUUGAGGAAAAAUAAA